CUCAAAAACAAACAAAAAAAAAAGAGCUAGGAAAGAGAGUGCCCAGCAACUGCUGAACCCUUGGGUGUUGCCCCUUUCCCAUGAUAAACUCCCUAGCUGGCCAGUCACAUGGACUUGAAGAAGUAGGAUCUCAGUCCUGGGAUGAAAGAGGAAGAGAAAGUGGCAGAGCUUUCUGGGCAGGUUUGACCUCAGACAACAGCUAAGUCCACAUGUGGGAGACACAGCCUCCUCCUCCUGCCAGCAGUCUGCCUAACAGGAGCUUGGGGACGGAGACCUGGGUUUUGUGGGGCUUUGGCUAAUGACCAUCCUUGUCUGUGUCCUUGCCCUCCCAUGAACUUAGGUUUCAGAUAUGUCAGAUGCAGACCCACAGGCUUUGCUCAAGGCCAUGAGGGAUCUGGACGACAUGGACGCUGACCUCUUAGGUCUGAAGAAGUCUAAUCUGGCCUCUGGCAAAAGAGCUGCAAAGGGUCCUGGGAGAGAAGAGCUGCCUGGUGACCCUAGACCUGCUGGCAAGUUAAUAGCCCCUGAGAAAGGGGACACCAUUCCCACCAAGAAGCCACCUCUCUCUCCCAGCUUCGUUCCUGGGCCUCGUUAUGGGAGGUUUUCCUUUGGAGACUCAGAAGAUCCGUUGGCAGGACUUUUCUCUGAUGAUGAAGAAGAAAUGGCCCAGAAGUCACCCGUGACAGAGAGUAAGGCAGCUCUUGACAAAAGCCUUGGCACAGUCAGAGAUCAAGGUCCUUCAAUUCCUCUGACUCCUGGGGACACCCCUGUCCGGAAGAAAGAUUUGUUUGAUGAUGGGGAUGACAUCAUGGCCGCCCUUGGGUUUGGAGACAGUCCCAGCACAGACAGGAGGCAGAUGGGAGUCCAGGAAGGGCCCCACCCUGCGCGCGCAAAGCUGGAUGAGCUGCUGGGUCAAGGUCCCACCACCAAGCCCCUGACGCAACCAGGCAUAGGGGCAAACAAGGAUUUCAAACUUGACAAGAAGUACCAGAGGCUGCAGGAUGAAGAUGUCUGGGGUGAUGAGGACUUCAUCUUUGGAGCCUAUCAGCCCACUGUGGUCUCCUCUGAGGGCCGGCAGUCCCGCCGACAGUCAGUCAGGUUCUUAGCGGAUGGUGGCCCAGAUGCCAAGGGAGAAUUGGGCUCCAAACAGAGCCCUCCGGCAGUGUCCAGCCCCAUCCACCCCAGGAAGGGAGGAGCUGACUGGUUGGGCCUUAAGGACGAUAACUUGGAGCUGCUUCCUCCCUCCCCCACCAGAGAAGCCCAAAGGGGAGCCACAGUGCGCUCCUCACCCUCGGCACCACCUCCUACAAGCCAGCACUCUGGCCCAGCUACACAGCCCUCUUCAGGGGCAAAGCCAUCAACUGAGGGUGCAGGGUCUCCUGCCAAAGCUAGCCAGGCUUCCACUCUGGGAGCAUCUGAGGAGAAAGAAGAGGACUGGCUGAGCCAUGUGCAGACAUGA
This is a messenger RNA of Otolemur garnettii (small-eared galago), 1459 nucleotides long. Its product is annotated as fas-binding factor 1-like. The record is from RefSeq and is a predicted model, not a curated record. NCBI's taxonomy places the organism in Eukaryota, Metazoa, Chordata, Mammalia, Primates, Galagidae. The coding region runs from base 350 to 1459 and encodes 369 amino acids. Gene Ontology annotation, cellular component: ciliary basal body; centriole; ciliary transition fiber. Gene Ontology annotation, biological process: cilium assembly; establishment of epithelial cell polarity. The transcript is spliced from 9 exons.